AUGAUUGCAGCCAGUGUCCCCGACAGCGAGGCUGUUGUGAAGCUCCUCAUCGCCAAGGACGCCGACGUCAACCUCAAGACCUCAAAGAAGAACCUCGACAUCGCCCGCAUCCUCAUCGACAACAGCGCCUCAACACGCUUCCGCGAUCGUCGAGGCCAGUAUCCCAUCCAUCGUGCCGCCGCGGUCGGUUCCGUCCCCAUGGUCACACUCCUUCUCAAGAACCGGAGCCCCCUGAAUCCCACCGACAAUGAGGGAUACACUCCUCUACACCACGCCGUCGCAGAGGGUCACGGAGACACCGCUGUCGCCCUCCUCAAAGAAGGCGCCGACUUCACCAUCAAGAACAGCGCAGAAGCGCUGGCUCUGGAUCUUGCCCCAGACAAGGAAACGCCCCCCGUCUAA
Fusarium vanettenii 77-13-4 is the source of this 402-nucleotide messenger RNA. RefSeq lists its product as uncharacterized. The coding region runs from base 1 to 402 and encodes 133 amino acids. The transcript has 4 exons. Gene Ontology annotation, molecular function: protein binding. The record is from RefSeq and is a predicted model, not a curated record. NCBI's taxonomy places the organism in Eukaryota, Fungi, Ascomycota, Sordariomycetes, Hypocreales, Nectriaceae. Gene Ontology annotation, cellular component: nucleus; cytoplasm.